Closterium sp. NIES-65 is the source of this 1695-nucleotide messenger RNA. Lineage: Eukaryota; Viridiplantae; Streptophyta; Zygnematophyceae; Desmidiales; Closteriaceae. The record is from the annotation of a GenBank genome assembly.
AUGGGAGAAGGGGAUGGAAUCUGGGAGAAGGGGAUGGACCCUGGGAGAAGGGGAUGGAAUCUGCGAGAAGGGGAUGGAAUCUGGGAGAAGGGGAUGGAAUCUAGGAGAAGGGGAUGGAAUCUAGGAGAAGGGGAUGGAAUAUGGGAGAAGGGGAUGGAAUCUGGGAGAAGGGGAUGGAAUAUGGGAGAAGGGGAUGGAAUCUGGGAGAAGGGGAUGGACCCUGGGAGAAGGGGAUGGAAUCUGCGAGAAGGGGAUGGAAUCUGGGAGAAGGGGAUGGAAUCUAGGAGAAGUGGGUGGAAUCUGGGAGAAGGGGAUGGAAUCCGGGAGAAGGGGAUGGAAUAUGGGAGAAGGGGAUGGAAUCUGGGAGAAGGGGAUGGAAUCUGGGAGAAGGGGAUGGAAUCAGGGAGAAGGGGAUGGAAUUUGGGAGAAGGGGAUGGAAUCUGGAGAAGGGGAUGGAAUCUGGGAGAAGGGGAUGGAAUUUGGGAGAAGGAGAUGGAAUCUAGGAGAACAGAAUGGAAUCUGGGAGAAGGGCAUGGAAUGAGAAGGGGAUGGAAUCUGGGAGAAGGGGAUGGAAUCUGGGAGAAGGGGAUGGAAUCGGGAAGAAGGGGAUGGAAUCAGGGAGAAGGGGAUGGAAUUUGGGAGAAGGGGAUGGAAUCUAGAGAAGGGGAUGGAAUCUGGGAGAAGGGGAUGGAAUUUGGGAGAAGGAGAUGGAAUCUAGGAGAAGGGAAUGGAAUAUGGGAGAAGGGCAUGGAAUCUGGGAGAAGGGGAUGGAAUCCGGGAGAAGGGGAUGGAAUAUGGGAGAAGGGGAUGGAAUCUGGGAGAAGGGGAUGGAAUCUGGGAGAAGGGGAUGGAAUCAGGGAGAAGGGGAUGGAACUUGGGAGAAGGGGAUGGAAUCUGGAGAAGGGGAUGGAAUCUGGGAGAAGGGGAUGGAAUUUGGGAGAAGGAGAUGGAAUCUGGGAGAAGGGCAUGGAAUCUGGGAGAAGGGCAUGGAAUCUGGGAGAACGGGAUGGAAUGUGGGAGAAGGGGAUGGAAUCUGGGAGAAGGGGAUGGAAUCUGGGAGAAGGGGAUGGAAUCUGGGAGAAGGGGAUGGAAUCUGGGAGAAGGGGAUGGAAUCUGGGAGAAGGGGAUAGAAUCAGGGAGAAGGGGAUGGAAUCUGGGAGAAGGGGAUGGAAUCUGGGAGAAGGGGAUGCAAUCAGGGAGAAGGGGAUGGAAUCGGGGAGAAGGGAAUGGAAUCAAGGAGAAGGGGAUGGAAUUUGGGAGAAGGGGAUGGAAUCAGGAGAAGGGGAUGGAAUCUGGGAGAAGGGGAUGGAAUUUGGGAGAAGGAGAUGGAAUCUGGGAGAAGGGGAUGGAAUCCGGGAGAAGGGGAUGGAAUAUGGGAGAAGGGGAUGGAAUCGGGGAGAAGGGAAUGGAAUCUGGGAGAAGGGGAUGCAAUCAGGGAGAAGAGGAUGGAAUCGGGGAGAAGGGAAUGGAAUCAAGGAGAAGGGGAUGGAAUUUGGGAGAAGGGGAUGGAAUCAGGAGAAGGGGAUGGAAUCUGGGAGAAGGGGAUGGAAUUUGGGAGAAGGAGAUGGAAUCUGGGAGAAGGGAAUGGAAUCUGGGAGAAGGGGAUGGAAUCUAGGAGAAGGGGAUGGAAUCUGGGAGAAGGGGAUGGAAUCAGGGAGAAGGGGAUGGAAUCUGGGAGAAGGGGAUGGAAUCUAG